Lonchura striata (white-rumped munia) is the source of this 374-nucleotide messenger RNA. RefSeq names its product phosphodiesterase 6G (gene PDE6G). Gene Ontology annotation, cellular component: photoreceptor outer segment membrane. Gene Ontology annotation, molecular function: 3',5'-cyclic-nucleotide phosphodiesterase activity; cGMP binding. NCBI's taxonomy places the organism in Eukaryota, Metazoa, Chordata, Aves, Passeriformes, Estrildidae. The record is from RefSeq and is a predicted model, not a curated record. Gene Ontology annotation, biological process: positive regulation of epidermal growth factor receptor signaling pathway; visual perception; positive regulation of G protein-coupled receptor signaling pathway.
AUGAGCCUGGAGCCUCCCAAGCUGGAGGUCAAAUCGGCCACGAGGGUGAGCGGGGGUCCUGCCACCCCCCGCAAGGGACCCCCCAAGUUCAAGCAGAGGCAGACGAGGCAGUUCAAGAGCAAACCCCCCAAAAAGGGGGUGCAGGGGUUUGGUGACGACAUCCCGGGCAUGGAGGGGCUGGGAACAGACAUCACCGUCAUCUGUCCCUGGGAAGCCUUCAGCCACCUGGAGCUGCACGAGCUGGCUCAGUACGGAAUCAUUUAGGAUUUGGGCAGCUCACCAGCCCUGUAGUGCUAUGUAGGUCGAGGCCCCCCUGCCCAUGCUGUCAGGGGGCUCAGUUUGGAAAAAUCCUCAUUAAACCCUAACGAGCACAG